AUGUCAUUCGUUUACAAAAAGAAAAAGACCCCAAACUUAUCACUAGUGGUUGAAGAAAGUACGCAGACGCCCUUGUCCAACUAUGACAUCGAGAACUUCGAUGAGAUAAACAUCAAGCGAACCAUUAGCAGAAUUGGAAGUGUACGGGGACUUCCUCGGCCAAUUAGCACAAUGACAUCGACUGGGGCAGUCGGUGCCCCUGGAGCUGCAAUAGCUGCUCCUGUUGAGAGAAGUAGAAGUAGAGGCAAUCUGCUUGGUUCCUCCUCCGAAUCCAUUCUUAAUGUGGUGUAUGAAUCUUCACCUUUAAAGAACCAGGUUCCCCAAAGAUCAUCCUCAAUUACUAGCACGACGUCUAAUGUUUCCAAUAAGUCCAACAAUUCACAGGAAUCGAGUUAUAUAGUCAGUGUGAAUAAGACCCCACUGAACUUGACUCCGUCGCAGCGAUUAAAGCUCAGAAAGACACAGUUGAACGACUCAAUUUCGAAAUUCAAAGAUUAUUCGAAUGUAGUUCAGCAGCAACAGCAACAGCAACAGAAACACCAGCAAAUUAUAGAGCAGAGUCGCCAAACCCAACGCCAGCAUCAAACUCGCAACCAUCAACAACCCCGGAGACAGAACGGAAACCUGCUGGACAGUUUUCCCUUCAGCACUGGUAACGUUGACGAAGAUGACGACGAAGAUAUUGACAGCGAGAUCUGCAUGUUCAAUGUUCCAAUUUCCCAACCUUUAUCGGCCAUUAGCCAACGAGAAAGAUACACAUAUACAAACAAUGAUAGAAAAUUAUCUCUAACUACGGAUUCCACAAGAUCUUCAUCUAUACUAAGCCACACGUCUCUAACUGACACCGGCUCAAUUACCAGUUAUGAAGAUGACUUGACUAGAACUGCAAACACAAGUUUUAGUAGUAGUUACAUCAAUAUGGAAGAUUUAAAGUUGUCCCAAGAUGCAGAACAAUUGACUCUUUUAUUUAAUAAAAACGACUAUGUUCAAAUUAAUGAGGAGUCAAGACAAAAGCAGAAAAUGUUGAAUAGCUUUAAGAAAGUAAAUUUGGCAGGCCAACAAGGGGAACAGGAUUUCCACCUGGAAGGCAAUGAACCUACAAAUUCUGACAUUAGUAACAACAAUGACAGCUAUAAGAAUCCAAGCAUAAGGGCCCCAUCUCCUCAAGUACGUGCAUUGUCUACCGCCUCUAUCAAGAACAAAAGAGCUACAGGCAUAUCUCCAGCUUCUUCCAUUGAUCCAAGGUCACUAUCAACAUCUACUUUGAAGACCACAACUCCUCCAAAUGAAAUCCCACUGCCACUUCAAAUGGUUGGCCCAGGUAACUCGACUACUAAGUACUUUUCUUUCACUAGACCAACAUGGUUGCCUCCAAAAUCUUCAUCGGACAAGAAGAAACAUCAAAAGGAAUCAGAGUAUCUCAUUAAGCAGGCCCUACAAAGAGAAACUGAUCAGAAGAAUCGAAAAAUUGCUGAAUUAGAGAGAUUGAAAAAACAAAAGCAGAAAGAUUUACAAAUUUGGGAAGACGAAAUUGUACCAGAUGGCGGGAUAACAGUUCUGGAAGCAGAUUAUCAAAAGAGAUUGAAAACAAACCUAGUAAAGGACAUGUACUGGAGGGGUUUACCAUCUACAUCAUUGAGAUCAAGACUUUGGUUUAAACAAAUUGGAAAUGGGGUGCAGCUUUCUGAACAUACAUGUAAUUACUAUUUCCAAAAGGCUAGAAAGUUUAGAUCUAAAGUCACCAAAUUUGAUCAGCUCUUACUCACCAAAAAUAAUAAACCGGUCUUGGACUCAUACAUCAAAAAAAGUCCUUCAAUUCUCAAAAUGAAAGGGUAUAUGGACAAACUUAAUGCUGAUUUGUUGGACACAUUUCCAGAUCAUAAUUUCUUUCAAAAUCCGGAGACUAUUUCUAGAAUUAUUGACACUGUAACCAGUUUCAUUCUUUAUUUGAAUGAGACAAAUCAAGGAAUUGAGAUAGACGAUGAAAAAUUUAGACAUAUUAACUUGAAUUAUUAUUUCACAGGCUUGAAUAAUCUCUCGGGGAUUUUAUUUUACCAUUAUAACCGAAGUUGUUAUAGAACCUUCAUUUCACUCUGUAAUGUAUUCCAGAGACCAUUAUUAAACUUACUUUUGGGUUUCCAGGUUCACUGUAUUCAGGAUGAACUAGAGAAAAACUCAGAUGGCGCUUUAACAAGUCAACAGAGAAAUUUACUUCUCUGUUCAUUGAACGACGCUUUCAUUGACAACUACGAACAGAAAUUCAAAGAAAAGCUUAACAGGUUGGCAGUACACUUUUCUGUAAUUAAUUUACAGCCGAUUGAAUACAUCUCUAAUAUUCUUUUAGGAAUAUUCAGUAAUUUUCUCGACUUCCAGUUAAGUUCUCACAUUUUGGAUGUCUAUGCUUUCGAGGGUGACGAUUUCUUGGUGAGCUGUCUCUUAGGUGUACUUCUGAAGAUACUGUUCAAACUUUAUGGUACGAAAAAGGAAAAUUUAGAAAUUCUAGGUGAACAUUAUAGAUCAGUGUUGAACUCUCAAGGCAAGCAACAAAGACGUACAGCAGAAUCAUACAAAUAUUUGAACGUUGGUCUUGAACAUGAGUUUAUUGAAAUUGUUAAGGAGUUACAUACCUAA
Dujonia railenensis is the source of this 2631-nucleotide messenger RNA. Lineage: Eukaryota; Fungi; Ascomycota; Pichiomycetes; Serinales; Debaryomycetaceae. The record is from the annotation of a GenBank genome assembly.